Molecule: messenger RNA, 1572 nt
Organism: Oxyura jamaicensis (ruddy duck)
Lineage: Eukaryota; Metazoa; Chordata; Aves; Anseriformes; Anatidae
Gene: ALKAL1
Product: ALK and LTK ligand 1
Exons: 6
Coding region: 407-904 (165 amino acids)
Biological process (GO): positive regulation of ERK5 cascade; positive regulation of ERK1 and ERK2 cascade
Molecular function (GO): receptor signaling protein tyrosine kinase activator activity; receptor tyrosine kinase binding
Source: RefSeq, a predicted model, not a curated record
UAAGCGUUUCCCAGUCUUCGGGGAAAUCUAAUUUCACGAACAGAUCAGAGGCUCUUCAAGCGCAGCUUUUCAGUUGCCAUCCACCGGGGGACAAACGGGGAGGAGGGAGUUUGUCAGAAAAGACCUUCUCUGAGCCCAAGAGUGAUUACCAGAGGUGUCUCCAUCGACUGCCACCCACCUAAAGUCGAUAGUACUCGAAUGAGUACGCCGGUGCGGACUAUAUAAGAGAAGCGCAUGGCCCUGGAGGGCGCAUCCCCCCUCCCCGGGCUCAGCACCGACCGCCCCGCUCCGCGCCCGGCGGAGCCUCCGCGGGGACACGGGCUUUCGGGCGACGGCAGAGGACGUCUGUUCCCGGCCCGAGGCCGCUCGCCGGGGUCUGCCCGUGCUUGAAGGAAGCGCCGCAGAGAUGCGAGGGGCGACGAAACGCCAGGCGCUGCCCGCCAUCGUGCUCCUGCUGCUGGCCUCGGCCCCGCCGCCGCCGGGCGCCGAGGGCAGGGACGUGCCCGCCGCCGGAGCCGAGCGGGGGGCGCUCCUCGACCUCCUCCUGCAAGCCCUGGGCGACGACGGCCGCCCGCUGCCCCCCCGGCCCCCGCGGCGGGACCGGGUCAUCUCCCGGCGGUACAGCGGCGGCGCCCCACCGCCCGACCCCAGACCCAUCACGGCCGCCGCCGCCGCCGUCCCCCGGCAGCCCCCUGCGGUACGAGAAAUUUUCCCAAGAGAUUCCAGUCUAAAAGACAAGUUCAUAAAACAUUUUACAGGGCCAGUCACAUUUUCAUCAGAGUGUAGCAAGCACUUUCAUCGGCUGUAUCACAACACAAGGGACUGCUCAACGCCAGCUUAUUAUAAAAGGUGUGCAAGGUUGCUAACAAGAUUAGCAAUGAGCCCUUUGUGUACACAGUCCUAGGAUGUUUGUUAUACUUUCUACUAAGGAGAGAAUUCUGAUUUGCCAAGAAAGUGCCUUGAAAUCUUCCAAGACAGAGAAGACAUCUUUUACCUUUUUGAUUUACAACAUUUUGUUACUAGAUGCAUUUUAUUUUCAUAUAUUUGUUGGGACAUUCCAUAUUUGUGUGAAACAUUAUUUUAUUUUAAUUUGUAAAUUUGUUGCCUAUAGUUCAGACAAGCCAAUUAUUUAAAUACAUUGUAUAUAAAGAAUACUAAUAAUAUACUGAUUAAAUGUUAUAACCACAUGCAGGGAGUUGGUAAAAAAUUGCUGUUUCUCUUGUUCCAUUGUAUUUACAUCAUUUUGCUCAGGCUCUCACUUUCAUUAUUUGCACUAACUUGAAAUGCUGAAGUCUAUGUAACUGAAAUCUGAAUAAGCUGUGGGGAAAUUUUACUUGCCAUGGAAAAUAUUUUAUAUUAUGAAGCUUUGUUAAUAUAUACAUAUAUAUUAUUGCGCAUCAGAAGAAAAAAUGCUCAGAAAUGCACCUUGCUUUCAGGAACAUUUGUAUGACUAUUUGGGAUUAUCAUCAGUUACAUUUGUACUGGCACUUAUGGAAAGAGUUGCAAAUAAUGUAAAUAUAAAGACUGGAAAACUGCAAUGCAGUUUUGGUGGAAUAAAGAACAUAAAAAGAA